AUGUCGCUUCCUUAUUCCAUCCCUUCAGCCCUGAUGACUGCAGAGGACGAGGAUAGCCACUUCGACUCCUUUGGUCAGCAGAAGCAACCUCAACAGCAACACCAGCAGCAGCAGCAACAACAACGGCAGCCGCAGCAGCAGCAACAACAACAGCAACAGCAACGGGAACGGCGAGGGCGGACAGAUACCGCCGCUUUCUUAACCAUGGAAGAGGUAAACAGCGCCCACUUUCAGUUCGCGGAGGCCUCGACAGCAGAAGGCAAUAGCGAUGCCUCAAACUGGGCCUUUACUGAUGAGGAUGUGGCUCAAGCAGCAGAAUGUCUUGCAGCAGAUAGAGAGAAAGAUAGCCAGCAGCAGGAGGAGCAGCGAUUCUUGAGGAAGAAGUCAUCAAAAGAGGCGGCAGCAACGUUGAAGGCCACUUCAGCGGCUCAUUUCCUAGUGAAGGUGCAGGCAUUCAUGUCCCGCAUUUUUUCCUUUAAAUCGAAAUCUCUCCCGAGUGUAAACAAGCAAGUGGAUGAAGAAGGAGCAAUAAAACCAGAGAAGCAACAUGACGUUGUCAUGGCGUUUCACCAAAGGGGGCAGGCUUCAGAGCUGCUGCAAUACCACUUCACGAUUUUGCUGUUGGCCGUGGCAGUCUCGCUGGGGACGCAGAACGCGUUGGCUCCAAAUUUAUCACGCAUAGCGGAGACGUUUCACUUCACAGAUGCAGAAAGAGACAUUAGAGUCGGCGGGGAGCUCGCGUAG
Molecule: messenger RNA, 744 nt
Organism: Eimeria maxima
Lineage: Eukaryota; Apicomplexa; Conoidasida; Eucoccidiorida; Eimeriidae
Exons: 2
Coding region: 1-744 (247 amino acids)
Source: RefSeq, a predicted model, not a curated record